Messenger RNA from Amoebophrya sp. A25, 344 nucleotides. The record is from the annotation of a GenBank genome assembly. Lineage: Eukaryota; Dinophyceae; Syndiniales; Amoebophryaceae.
UCAGCAAGUAAUAGAUGAUGAAGAAGAGGGAAAGACGUUAGCUUUUUGGUUUCGUCACCUGGAUUCCCUUCGUCAGACGGUUAACGCCAGACAGGGCUACUUACUCUCUGAAUUUCCGGAAGAAACGUCAGUUCUGCAAAAUUUGUCUGCGGAAGAACUGCAGCAACUCUCUUUAGGGCUAAGCAAGGGUGAGGACAUUGAUGAAAAGAGUGCUGAACUAGUAGCCUCUGAACUAGCAACUACAAAUAGUGAGUUGUCAGGAUCAUUGAGCUUCUCCGACAAGAAGAAGAAGACGUUGCCGUCUUUUGCGAGUAGUUCACUAGUAGCCUUGACCUAUUUUGUGC